Populus euphratica (Euphrates poplar) is the source of this 2443-nucleotide messenger RNA. Its product is annotated as probable galacturonosyltransferase 11. The transcript is spliced from 3 exons. The coding region runs from base 364 to 2043 and encodes 559 amino acids. Lineage: Eukaryota; Viridiplantae; Streptophyta; Magnoliopsida; Malpighiales; Salicaceae. The record is from RefSeq and is a predicted model, not a curated record. Gene Ontology annotation, molecular function: polygalacturonate 4-alpha-galacturonosyltransferase activity.
UUGCGCACGGCCGGCUAUUUCCUUGCUGCUAGUUUCUUUCCCUGUAUGUAACUCUCUCUCCAUAGACAGACAGCCACAGCCAGGCAGCCCCUCGUUUCAUUUAAAAUAUGUGUAUAAAAGGUGCAGACAGUUGAAAAUCUCUUCUCUCUUAUCCUUUUCCUAUUUACACACAAAAACAGUAAAAGUAAAAGCCAGAUUACAAUCUUUCUAGCUCUUUCCAUUUGAACCCAUCACAUUCAAUUCAAUACAUCGAUGAGUGUAUAGUGUCAUGACAGUUCCUUUCAUUGCAUGUAUUUUCAAUCGUGGGUAAUGGGUGUAUUUAUAAAAUCUUGAUUCUUUUUUGGUGGUGAAUCGUGAAGAAAGAUGAGGAGGCGACCGUCAGAGUACCGGCGCCCAGUUAGAAGGAGGCUAUCGCUGUGGAUCUUGGCGCUUCUCGGGAUGUUCGUGAUUGCAGGAUUGGUAUUGUUUGUGUUUCACCACAAUCACCAUGAAGAUCAGGUCAAGCAGCCAAUGAUGACGUCGAUGUUCUCAUCAUUUCUGUGGUUUGCACUUUACUCAGAAGUUAGAGACCAAGACGAGUGGCACACAGGUGAAAAUGCGACAAAAGAGCCUCUAAACCAUGAGAGUUUAAAUUUAACCAAGGAAAUAUUAAGGGCCAGUUCAUUUUCACGACAGUUGGCAGAACAAAUGACACUUGCCAAGGCUUAUGUCAUUAUAGCAAAGGAGCACAAUAAUCUUCAUCUUGCUUGGGAACUGAGUAAUAAGAUUAAGAGUUGCCAACUUUUGCUUUCUAAAGCUGCCAAGAGAGGGCAGUACAUAACAGUAGAAGAAGCUGAGCCGAUAAUCAGUAGCUUAUCAUAUCUAAUUUUCAAGGCACAAGACGCUCAUUAUGAUAUUUCAACCACCAUGAUGACAAUGAAAUCUCAUAUCCAAGCUCUAGAAGGGCGAACAAAUGCAGCAACAGUUCAAAGCACACUCUUUGGUCAGUUGGUGGCUGAGGCUUUGCCCAAAAGUCUCCAUUGCCUGAAAGUAAAGCUCACAAAUGACUGGCUUAAGCAGCCCCCCCUCCAAAACCAUGUGGAGGAAAAGAGAAAUUCCCCUCGAGUUAUUGACAAUAAUCUCUACCAUUUCUGCAUAUUUUCAGACAAUGUGCUUGCCACUUCUGUGGUGGUCAACUCCACAAUCUCCAAUGCUGACCAUCCAAAACAGCUUGUCUUCCACAUAGCGACGAUUGGAAUUAGCUAUGGAUCCAUGCAGGUUUGGUUUCUAACUAAUGACUUCAAAGGGGCCACCGUAGAAGUGCAGAAUAUAGAGGAGUUUACCUGGUUGAAUGCUUCUUAUGCUCCUGUUAUGAAACGGCUCCUUGAUAAAGAUUCAAGGACCUACUACUUUGGGGCAUAUCAAGAUAUGAAGGUUGAGCCAAAACUGCGGAACCCUAAGCACAUGUCUUUGCUCAAUCACCUCCGGUUUUACAUCCCUGAGGUCUAUCCACUUUUGGAAAAGGUUGUCUUCCUUGAUGAUGAUGUUGUUGUCCAGAAGGAUCUGACCCGGCUGUUUUCUUUGGAUUUGCAUGGGAAUGUCAAUGGAGCUGUGGAAACCUGUCUUGAAGCAUUUCAUCGAUAUUACAAGUAUAUCAAUUUCUCUAACCCAGUCAUCAGCUCAAAAUUCGACCCGCAGGCAUGUGGUUGGGCAUUUGGAAUGAAUGUUUUUGAUUUGAUUGCAUGGAGGAAGGAAAAUGUCACUGCUCGGUAUCAUUACUGGCAGGAACAGAAUGGUGAUCUCACGCUGUGGAAACUGGGAACACUCCCCCCUGCCCUUCUAGCAUUUUAUGGACUGACCGAGACGCUUGAUCGGAGAUGGCAUGUGUUAGGAUUGGGAUAUGACAUGAACAUUGAUGACAGGCUGAUUGACAGUGCUGCAGUUAUUCACUUUAGUGGGAACAUGAAACCAUGGUUGAAAUUGGCCAUUGGCAGAUACAAGCCUCUUUGGGAAAGGUACAUAAAUCAGAGCCACCCGUAUUACCAAGAUUGUGUCAUUAGUUGAAAUCUGCUACUUUUUUAUUAUUGAUAUUUAUGUGAUCUUCGAUGUUCUUAAACAGUUGACCUAGGAUCGCAUUGUUGUAGAGUCAGAAAUAGAAAAUUUUGGCUUUAUUAGGAGCUUUACCUUUUGUUUUUUAUAUAAUUUCUCUCUUUUAAUAUAAUUUCUUAAAAGAAAAGGAACGAGUUGUAUACUAAACAAAAUUUAAAUCUACUAGGGUAAGAACUGUGAAGGAUUCAAUUUUGGCUGAUGGGGUUUCCUUUCCUCUUCUGCAAGCUGCAGAACUAUUUGUUCCUCGGCAAUUCCUGUAAUAAAUUUUCAGCUCUUAUGAAUUAUAUUGUAAUUGGAUACAGACAUUUGAUAUGCUGACUUGUCAUAAUUUACGCGACUAUAUGUGGACUCUGUA